AUGAAAGUAUUUUUGUGUGGCCGCUCUCUUAGCAGAGGUUGUGUUUUCCUGUGCUGUUCAUCAUUUGUCUCCACUUUUUGUUUGCUUCAUCCCAGAUUUCGCGGCACCAUUUAUUUGAAUUCUACUGUUGGACUUUCCACUUCAUGGACCAACAGGCCGUAUUUGUUAGAUGCAGAUUCCUCAUAUGGAAUAACACCCAUCCUUGUGAGUGAAAAUGAUGGAAAUAAGUACCACUUCUGUGGCUUCUACUGCAAUGAUGACCAAAGUGUUGAAUGCCUUCUCGGGAUCUUCAUUGCAUUCCCCGAUAUCGUUUCUACUGAAAUAAAGUUAAUGGAUCCCCAGUUGGUUUGGUCUGCUAAUCGAGACCGUCCAGUGAAAGUCAAUGCAACCUUGCAGCUAGGCCUAGAUGGAAACUUGGUCUUGGCAGACUCUGAUGGAACUUUUGUUUGGUCCACUAAUACUACUGGAAAAUCUGUUUCUGGCUUAACCUUAACAGAAAUGGGGAAUCUCGUGCUCUUUGACAAAGCCAAUCGCAUAGUUUGGCAGUCAUUCGAUCAUCCUACAGAUUCUUUGCUCCCGGGGCAGAGCUUGGUUGCUGGGAGGAAGCUCGUGGCUUGCGUUUCAGAAACCAAUCUGAGUCAAGGUUUGCUUUCUCUUGCUAUUCUCAAUAGAAGCCUAACCACUUACAUCGAUUCCGAUCCACCUCAGGUUUACUUUACUUCAAGAAGGCCAGCUAGUACGUAUUUCAGUUUUGAUGGUCAAGCACUUACUGCUCCGCCAUACUCUCGGACAUCACCAGCUGAAUUCAUGAAGUUUGGGCCUGAUGGACACUUCAGGGCAUACCAAUGGGAUGAGAACAGAUAUAAUUGGAAAGACAUAUCUGAUCUUUUGCUUAAUGUAUACGCACAGAAUUGUGGUUAUCCAAUGGUGUGUGGAAGAUAUGGCAUUUGUACAAGUAACGGCCAAUGUAGUUGUCCGUCAGAUCAAAAUUUCUUUAGGUCAUUAGAUGAGAGGAAAAAAGAUGUUGGAUGUUUACAACUGACAUCCAUUUACUGCAACUCUUCCCAGUAUCAUAGUUUCGUAGAGCUAAAAAAUACAACAUAUUUUGCAUUUGAGUACAAUCGUGAAACAAUUCCGAGCAAAUUUUGGUUUGGGGGGAUAACGUUGGAAGAUUGCAAAAGGGCCUGUCUAAGAAACUGUUCCUGCAAAGCUGUUGUCUUCGGAUAUGAUGUUGAUGAGACUAGAACUGGGGCUUGUUUAUUACUGAAUGAGGUCUUUUCCCUCGUAGACACCGAUGACAGAUGGCACAAGAGAGUACUUCUUAAGGUGCAGAAUUCCUCAAACACACAGAAUCAGUCUGGAGGAAAAAAAUCAAGACGUCACACAGUGAUAAUCGGAUCUACUCUUGCUGCUAUAUUUGGGAUAAUUUUAAGUAUCACUGCUUGCUUUGUUAUCUUCAAAAAGAGGACACAGGAUUCCACAAAGUCUGGGGAUUUUAUGGAUCUCGAACCAAACUUUACGGGAAUGCUAACUCGGUUCUCCUACAAUGAGCUAAGAAUAAUAACUGAAGAUUUCAGCAGAAAGCUCGGGGAAGGAGGAUUUGGCUCAGUAUAUGAAGGAACACUGAGUAAUGGCACCAAAAUAGCUGUAAAGCGUCUGGAUGGUCUAGGUCAUGUGAUGGAUUCAUUCUUAACAGAAGUUAACAUAGUCGGUGGGAUUUGUUGACACCCAAUUUUGACCCGCAUCGGUA
Solanum lycopersicum (tomato) is the source of this 1750-nucleotide messenger RNA. Its product is annotated as G-type lectin S-receptor-like serine/threonine-protein kinase SD2-5. Gene Ontology annotation, biological process: protein phosphorylation; recognition of pollen. Gene Ontology annotation, molecular function: protein kinase activity; ATP binding. NCBI's taxonomy places the organism in Eukaryota, Viridiplantae, Streptophyta, Magnoliopsida, Solanales, Solanaceae. The record is from RefSeq and is a predicted model, not a curated record.